ACUGAUACAUGUAUAUAUAUUUUAUAAAUAUGUUGUGUAUUUUUAAAGGAGACUUGAGGUACUAGGCAUAACACAGAAUAUAUGUAGUUUGAAUCAUAAUGCUGCUCUCCACUCAAUAUUUAUGAUGCAUGCUAUCGGAAACUGAUUGCGGGAAUUCAAUCAAUAUCAUUGCAAUUAAAAUGUCUGCAAGUGUUUUUGCCUUCAUUAUCGCUCUGUUUGUUUGUCAUAUACAAAACAAUUUGACAGACAAACAUCCGAGUGGGAUAUGCAAAAGAACACGCACAGGUGUAGAAUGUUGCACAGAUUAUGUAAAAGAUGGUAACAAGUGUCUUCGUUGCCUGGGAUCGUUUGGACCACAAUGCAGUAAGAAAUGUUUGCCUGGAUUUUAUGGAUUCGGCUGUAAAAUGAAAUGUACAUGUGGUGUGUGUGAUAGAUUUAACGGAUCGUGUUUGGAAGGUGUCGGGGCAGCAGAUUAUCCAGUGCCAAUAUUCAAAGAACAGAAAUGAAAUCGAGCGGAACCACUUACCAUGUUUAUGAAACAGCAUAUCAAGAGAGAUAUGUCUGAUAAGAAAAUACGUAGUUAUGCAAUACCCUUAGUCUACCUUGAACAACCUUUAAGUUAGUUUUCUAACAAUCAUAACAAUGCAUAAAAGGAAACCCAUGGACCUAAACAGUCACCUGUGUAUUAUACAACACAUAUUUACAUUGGUGACCGGAGUAUUAUACAACAACAAGAGUACUGCAAACGGUACAUAAUACGCCUGUGAAAAUGCUUACAUACAGUGUUUUUCUUAAGCCAUAAUUUGUAGAACUUUGCUUCAGGUAGUACCAGCCAUCAUCAGGCUGUGGCAUACUUUUGUUGAAUUGUAUGAAUAAAGGGUCUUAGCUUAAAACUGUGCAAAGAGGUAAAUAGACAUUAAACCAAGAGUUCUGUGUGUAAAAUAUAUCCCCAAAUUUGACCAAGUUCAACAACCGGUAAAUAUUUAAAACAUUUAAGAAACUUUUUAAAUUAAAAAGUGUUGAGAAUCAAAAUCCUUGCACUAUGCACAUCUUCAAGUUAUUAACAAAGACCCUGACUUCUAAAUGUGAAAGGAGUUAAAAGGACAAGUCAUAUCCUUUAUUUAAUACAUAUCAUCAAAACGGACUAAGUCCAACAACCUGUAAUUUUCUCAAAAAUUGAAGAAAAUCAAAAUUCUUGCCACAUGCACAUCUUCCAUACCCAUACAAGAACUCUGUAAAACAAGAUAGUCCUCUCUUUAAAAUUGUGAGAGGAGUUAACUGGACAAAUUAUGUACCUUCCAUAUAACAAUUACAUGUAUCUUAAGAUAAAGGAGUAAAACUCUGCAAGAGAGGUCGAAAUGGAUCAAAAUUGCAACAUUAUCUAGAGUGAUCCACAAAGAAGCUACAUAGCAAGUUUCAGCUUGAUAUGUGACAAAAAAAAAGAAA
Messenger RNA from Ostrea edulis (European flat oyster), 1446 nucleotides. RefSeq lists its product as uncharacterized. The record is from RefSeq and is a predicted model, not a curated record. Bases 129 to 506 code for a protein of 125 amino acids. Lineage: Eukaryota; Metazoa; Mollusca; Bivalvia; Ostreida; Ostreidae. The transcript has 4 exons.